AUGUCUAUGCAUAUACCUAACGACUGUGUUACUCUCCCAGGAGAGGUCAUUCUCCUCAUGGCAGAAAAUCUCAACCCUCAUGAUCAAUUAUCGCUCUUACGCGCUAUUCCUGAACUCAUACGACUCUUGACAAUCCGACACACUACGAUUCAGGACGGAGAUGGGAAUACAAUUUUACACCUACUAGCAGAAGAGGCUGAGAGCGGACUAAUAAACGCCAUGCUAGCGAAGAAUAGUACUCCCGUGAACACGAAAAAUAAGAAUGGUCGAACUCCACUGUCGCUCGCAGCUUGGCGUGGGUAUGAAACUGUGGUGAAGCUCCUAGUGGAGCGAGAUGAUGUGGAGGUGAAUUCGGAGGAUACCUGGGGUCACACACCGCUGUCAUGGGCAGCUUUUGAAGGGCAUGCAGAAGUGGUGAAGUUGCUACUGAGGCGAGAUGAUGUGGAAGCGGACUCGAAGGAUGGUUUUGGUCAGACGCCGCUGUCGCGUGCAGCUGCAUGUGGAAGUGAAGCGGUGGUGAAACUACUUUUGGAGCGAAUUGAUGUGGAGGCAGACUCAAAGGAUAACGAUGGUCAAACGCCGCUGUACUGGGCAGCUGAUUCUGGAAAUGAAUCCGUGGUGAAGCUACUUGUGGAGCGAGAUGACGUGGAUGUGAACUCGAGGGAUUGUUUAGAUCGGACACCGCUAUUGCACGCAGCUGGCGAAGGACAGGAAGAAGUGGUGAAGUUGCUACUGGGGCGAAAUGACGUGGAAGCGGACUCGAAGAACGAGUUUGGUUGCACACCGUUAUUGGGCGCAGCUGAAUGUGGACAUGAAGAGGUGGUGAAGUUGCUAUUGGAGCGAGAUGAUGUUGAGGCGGAUUCGAAGUAUCUGAAAGGUCGAACACCACUGUCCCUGGCAGCUGAAUAUGGACACGAGGCGGUGGUGAAACUACUUUUGGAGCGAAAUGAUGUGGAGGCAGACUCGAAGGAUACCGAUGGUUGGACACCGCUGUCAUGGGCAACCGAGCGUGGACAUGAAGCGGUGGUGAGGCUGCUGGUCGAGCGAGAUCCAGAACGAUCACCAGAAAAAAGAACAGAUUGUCCUCAGGUACAACUUGCCUUGGGGUAA
Molecule: messenger RNA, 1110 nt
Organism: Penicillium subrubescens
Lineage: Eukaryota; Fungi; Ascomycota; Eurotiomycetes; Eurotiales; Aspergillaceae
Product: ankyrin repeat domain-containing protein
Exons: 1
Coding region: 1-1110 (369 amino acids)
Molecular function (GO): protein binding
Source: RefSeq, a predicted model, not a curated record